AUGGCACUCUCGCUUCAGACUUAUCCAAUACAGCAGCAAGCACCGGGUGUGCAGGAGCGGGAACAUGAACGGCAGAUCAAACUCAAACACCUAGGUGUCGACGCGGAGGAUAUUCCUGAGUCCCGCCCUAAUCCACCUAAUAUCCUACCUGAAGUCGAUGAUAACGAUCAAAUCUUGCCAGGAUCGUCAGCUCCAGAUGGAAUUCAAGAGAGGCCCGUCAGCGAAUCAGACCUGGAACUACCCUCUGAUGGAUCAAACCACCCGGCGGAAGAUAAUGAAUCUGAUGCCGGUUCAUACACUUCGCAGAGACAAGUUUUCAGUUUCAUCCAAGAAAAUGGCCACCGAAACAACCCCGUCCCCGCCGCCCACAAAGUCCCGCCAAACUGGCAAAUCGCGAAGAGGCUCAACCGUUGCGGAUCGAUCGUCAGGAAGGAUCCCGGGGCCACGACCCUCCAAGACCAUCCCUACGCAGAGGAUUCUGCAAGAUGCGUCUAG
Messenger RNA from Penicillium robsamsonii, 495 nucleotides. RefSeq lists its product as uncharacterized. Bases 1 to 495 code for a protein of 164 amino acids. Lineage: Eukaryota; Fungi; Ascomycota; Eurotiomycetes; Eurotiales; Aspergillaceae. The record is from RefSeq and is a predicted model, not a curated record. The transcript has a single exon.